CUGCACUGGGUGCCAGUCAUUCUAACCUCUACGUAAUGUUUUAUAGACGCUGUAUGUAUACUGAACAUUUGCCAGUUUCUACAGUUUAAAUCGAAUGAUACUGAAUAAAGAUUAGUUUAAAUCGAAUAAUACUGAAGAAAGAUUACAACUAUAAAUCGUGAGACUAUUGUUUAUAAAACGACCAGGAAAAAAAUGUAAUUCUCAUGAAACACUUGUGUAGUGUUGCAUAGUGUCAAAACAACACAAUAAGGUUAUACACAAAUAUAUUAAAAGAAAGUAAUUAAAGGAUGGAGAAUCAUUUUGAUUUACCUGAAUUAAAAAUAGGCGCAAACGAGUUGCUUGCCUUCCAAAGGGAUUUAAAGCAGGAAAGGGAACUUCUUUUGAAACUGUUGACGAAAAUUGAUAACCAAGUUCACAGGCUGCAGGUGGAACAACUUAACUUACUCGCGAUAAUGAACAAAUCGUUAAAAGAUUCAGGAGAAAAAUCACCGUCGUACGAAUCAGAACAUGAAAUGCCGCAAGACGCAUCGAAUAAAUCUUUGAACUUAUCUAUAGCCACGGCUUUCAAAUACUUCGAAGAAGAGGAUGAUGAUGAAGAAGAUGUUUAAUAGAACUAAGCAUUACAAAUAAUACAAUUAAUCUUACAAUAUCGACGAUAAUUUUAUCAGCCCUCGUUUAUCUCUUCUAUUAUAGAUAGUCUUUUCACAAAAGACCUAUAUCCUGACAUAAUAUGUUGUCAAUUGAUUUUAGUAAUAUAUAUAUGUAAAUAUAUAUUAUAUUUAUAUAUUAUUAAUACGUUUGUACCGGCUGUGUCGAUUCGUAUAUUAACAGUUCAAUAAAAAUACAGAAAGGAACAACAUUGAAUAAAAAAUUAACUAUUAUUAUUUCUUAAA
Molecule: messenger RNA, 893 nt
Organism: Megalopta genalis
Lineage: Eukaryota; Metazoa; Arthropoda; Insecta; Hymenoptera; Halictidae
Biological process (GO): transcription by RNA polymerase II; transcription initiation at RNA polymerase III promoter
Cellular component (GO): nucleus
Source: RefSeq, a predicted model, not a curated record